GAACGCGUUACGAGCGUUUACUUUUUUUAUUUUUUCUCCCAUCGUUCGGUGCUGCUGCUACUCGCGCGCCAUAGUCAUAUAUACAUUUAUUAUUAUUAUUAUUAUUAUUAUUAUUAUUAUUACUUUUUUUUUUCAUUAUUUUCAAAAUGGCCGUGUGUCCACUGUUUGUUUAGAGAGUGCGCGUCCGCGAAAUGUUUCCAUGGAUCACCGCUAAUGAAACCCGUCCCACUACGUUCGUCUAGUGCGCGUCGCGUACAUUUGUUCCGAUCAACGCCGUUCGCGCGUUCGCCCGCGCCGUUCCACCGGACACUCGAUUGAAAUCCGCGAGUCUCGCACCUCCACUGCCGUCGCCGCCGUUGAAUAUUGAUAACUCGUUCGAAUCGCGUCUACUCUUGCGUUCUGCACGUCUGUAAUUUUUCUUUUUCCUCCCGGACUAGGUGAUCGUCGCCGUCUUAGUACCCACAAACGCGAGCGAACCACGUCCAUCUGCAGCCAGUGGUUGUCGUCUUCGCAUUCCGUCCACCUAUCCGUCGAAGGAUUUGGUCGAACUUUUAUCUCCUUCCCGUCGCCGCUGAGGACCACUUGUUCGCGCUCACGUUCUGUUAUUCUCGCGAUGACUGCUGACUCAUGUUCGACGCAAUGACUGAUACCAAGCGGCGAGUGAAGUUGUAUGCCCUGAACGCCGAUCGUCAAUGGGACGAUCGUGGCACGGGGCAUGUAUCAUGCAACUACGUUGAACGGCUCAAAGGAGUUUCACUGUUGGUUCGUGCUGAAGCCGAUGGUGCUCUUUUAUUAGAAUCAAAAAUUCAGCAUGAUACAGUCUACCAAAAACAACAAGACACUUUGAUUGUUUGGUCUGAAGCUGAUAAUUUUGAUUUGGCAUUAAGUUUUCAAGAAAAAGCUGGUUGUGAAGAAAUUUGGGAGAAAAUUUGUAAUGUUCAAGGGAAGGACCCAACAAUUGAAACUACUCAAGAUAUUGUUGAAGAGUCUGAAGAUGAGCGGUUUGAUGAUUUAUCAGAUUCUGCUCCUCCUGUAGAAUUGCCAUUAUGUGAAAUUGGCAGGCUUAAAGAAAUUAAAGAUCUUUUUAUCACUUGUAUGGCUACACCUUUAAAUAAAGAUCGGUUAGCUGAAGCUAUUGAAAAUGAUGGUUAUGUACGCAAGUUGGUUAAACUUUUUAAUUUGUGUGAGGAUCUCAAUAAUUUGGAAGGUCUACAUUGUUUAUAUGACAUAGUUAAAAACAUUUUUCUAAUUAACAAAAAUGCCCUCUUUGAAAUGCUAUUUGCUGAUGAUAUUAUAUUUGAUGUCAUUGGUUGUUUAGAAUAUGAUCCAACUCAACCCAUUCGUAAAUAUCAUAGGCAUCAUUUAAAAAAUGUUUCCAAAUUUAAAGAAGUCAUAUUAAUAACUAAUCCUGAGUUAUUGAACAAAAUACAUCAAACUCAUAGAGUACAGUACAUACAAGAUGUGGUUCUUCCUACACCAUCUGUAUUUGAAGAUAAUAUGUUAUCUGCAUUAAGUAGUUUUAUAUUUUUUAAUAAAGUGGAAAUUGUCACUUUAAUUCAAGAAGAUGAUAAAUUCUUGCCAGAUCUGUUAGGCCAACUGCAAGAUGAAAACACACCAGAUUCAAGAAAGCUCGAGUUAGUUCAGUUUCUUAAAGAGUUUUGCAAUUUUUCACAAAAUUUACAGCCACCACAAAAAGAAGGAUUUUUUAGAACUUUGACAUCUCUUGGUAUUUUACCAAUGCUUGAAAUGACUUUAAUAUCUGAAGAAGUGAAUAUCAAACAGGCUGCUAUUGAUAUUCUCACUAUUCUUGUUGAGUUUUCACCUUCUGUUAUACGAGAAUAUAUUCUUCAACAAUCAACCAGUACUGUGCCUCAAGGAAAUGGAAAUGAAAAAGACUUGAUGCUAAUGAAUGUGAUAAUCAAACAAAUGAUAUGCGAUACUGAUCCUGAUCUCGGACGUGCUGUCCAGUUAAUGGGUGUUAUACGGGUGUUAAUAGACCCUGAAAACAUGUUGCCAUCACUAAGCAAAGUAGAAAAAACAGAUUUUCUUAACUAUUUUUAUAAAAAUAGUGUUGAUAUACUUGCUGAACCACUAUUGAAAAAUACGGAAAAUGGUGAGCCUGCACAAGAUGAUUACCAAAAUGCACAGUUAUUGGCUCAUAUUCUUGAGUUAUUGACCUUUUGUGUUGAACAUCAUUCAUAUCAUAUUAAAUCGUGCAUAAUGAACAAAGAUUUAUUGAAACGUGUAUUAGUACUUAUGAAGUCUGCCCAUAAAUUUUUAGUAUUGGGUGCACUACGAUUCAUGAGAAAAAUUGUUGCUCUUAAAGAUGAGUUUUAUAAUCGUUAUAUUACAAAAGGUUGUCUUUUUGGUCCUGUAAUCGAUUGUUUGUUAAAUAACAAUGGCCGUUAUAAUUUACUUGAUUCUGCCAUUAUUGAACUAUUUGAAUUUAUUAAACUCGAAGAUAUAAAAAUUUUGAUUGCACAUAUUGUUGAAAAUUAUGGUAAAAAGUUUGAACACAUAGAUUAUGUACAAACAUUCAAAGCUCUAAGACAACGACACAUUCAACAAACUGAAAAAUUAAAAGAAAAACCUAUUACUAAUUGUAGUGUGACUGUUUCAACUGGACGCUUUAGGCGAGAUCCUCGACAAAUAGAAGACGAAGAAGAAAUAUGGUUCAAUAAUGAAGAUGAUGAAUUUGAUGAUAGUGAAGCAGUAGUGCCACAUACUGGGAUGACAGGUUCAACUGAAAUAACAGCCUCUGAACAAUUAGAUUCUAUAGGUAAAAGUAUUGAUAAGAAAUGUGAAGGUAGUAGUGCAAAAAUAUUUGGUACCACAGUAAAAACAACACCAGUCAUAAAUAAUAAUAUGGUAGUUACUCCAACAUUAAGUUCAUCUCCAGAAGAUCCUAAAAAUAGUUCACUUCUGAAAAAGGCUUUAGUUGACUAUGAUGGUGAUUCAGACGAGGAUGAUGAUGAAAAUGGAGAUUUAAAAUCACCUAUCAAGAGAGCACGUUAUUCAUGAUAUGUUUGUAAAAGUUCAUGUAUCUAUGAUUUAAAUAAUAAUUAACUUGUUUUGUUAUACAAAACAAGUACAAACACUUAUAAUUUUAAGUUUUAGACUAAAUAACAUCACUCCAAUGUAAAUAAUAAUCAUGCUAAGUAUGAUAUGCAUUAUAGAUGUUUUCGUGAAUAAUAUGUUAAGCUAGGUAAAUCAUGUAUGUUGCUUAUCAACAUUUUUAUUUUUAUUUUUUACCUACAACUCAACUAAAACGUGUACAUUUGACUAUCCUUUGGACUAUUCAUGUUAUCAGUACUUAAUCAUGAUUAUUAUUGUAACUAAAACAAUAAUAAAAAAACAUACUUGUUUAUGUUUUUCAAAAAGAAUA
This is a messenger RNA of Sipha flava (yellow sugarcane aphid), 3385 nucleotides long. RefSeq names its product serine/threonine-protein phosphatase 4 regulatory subunit 3A (gene flfl). Gene Ontology annotation, molecular function: protein phosphatase activator activity. Gene Ontology annotation, cellular component: protein phosphatase 4 complex; nucleoplasm. The coding region runs from base 628 to 3021 and encodes 797 amino acids. Gene Ontology annotation, biological process: protein dephosphorylation; DNA damage response. The transcript has 13 exons. Lineage: Eukaryota; Metazoa; Arthropoda; Insecta; Hemiptera; Aphididae. The record is from RefSeq and is a predicted model, not a curated record.